UUUACAACUCUCGAGUCUUGAAUCUUGAUAGAAUAAAUAUUUUGCUUCUAAAGAGAAGAAUAUACGACACCUUUGGUAAAGACUAGAAAUUACUGAUUAUAAAUUUAAAUUUAAAGUGUUUUUGACGUUUUUGUCAUUUUUGGGAAUUUCAGAAUUUACCUGUUUUUAUUAAUUCUAUAUUUAUAUUAAUUGUUGUUAUAAUUACUAUUUGUGAAAGUGUCUUACAAUAUGUUAUAAGCAUUAGUUGAAGUAUCAAAUAUUCUAAUUCCAAAAAAAUAGUUCAACAAUUACCAAAUCAAAAUGCCAAAAUUGGAAGUGGGAUGUAGAGUUGAGCUAACUGGAAAAAAUUUACAAGGAAAAAUUGCUUUUAUUGGACAGACACAAUUUGAAACAGGAACUUGGGUUGGCAUAAUUUUGGAUGAACCUAAAGGAAAAAACAAUGGUGUGGUCAAAAAUCGUCAAGGCAUCUCAAAAACUUAUUUUGAAUGUGAAGAAAAUCAUGGUAUAUUUGUACGACAAUCGCAUCUUACACUUAUUGAUGAAACAGGAGCACGUUUUGAUAUGUCUGCUAGCACAGAGUCUUUGGUCCCAAAAUCAUCGGUCAAGUCUCGAAUUAGCAGCCUGCGAAAAAAAAUUGAUACGAAUGCUUCUAGGCAGUCAUUAUCAGGUUCAAGUAGAUUAAGCUUGAUUGCCCCUAAAAAUAAAGAUGAUACUUCACCAGUUUCUCGUACUUCUUCUCAGUCAUCAUUGGUUGGUACAAGCCGUACACCAUCACAAUCAUCAAUUGCUCUUCCUUCUCGUACCUCAUCACAGUCUUCAAUGCCUGCUCCAUCACGUACAUUGUCACAAACAUCUCUUGCUGGAAUGGAUUUAACUCCUAAACGUUCUUCUUUUGUUGAGCGAACACCCAGCAGUGAAAAGACAAGUCGAAUGUCUAAACUUAUAUCUCCAAAAGUGAAAUCGGCUGUUAAAACGCCAAUGACAAAAUCAUUGACGUCAUUAAAAGAUGUGUCUAACUCUGAAACUGAAUUUGUUGAAGCCCUCAAACCACAUUAUACUCCUGGAUCUUCUGUUGCACAAAGUACAACCACCCCUACACAAAGACCAUCUUCAAAUAUGGCUGAUGCAAUUGAAAUCCAAAAUCUAAAGGAUCAAGUACAAGAUUAUACUGAAAAGUUGGACGUAGUCAAAACAAGGUUAAAAGAAAAGUCUCAUGAUAUUGAUAUGAUGAAAUUGCAGCUAGAUCAAGCAUCAGAAUUUAAAAUUAAAAUUAUGGAAUCUCAUUCAGCAUUAAAAAAAGAAUUAGAAAAAGUUAAAAUGGAGAAGCAAGAUGCAUUAGAAGGAAAAGACGAGUAUAAUGAAAUGGCGGAGACUUUAGAAAUGGCAACUCUUGAUAAAGAAAUGGCUGAGGUUAAAGCAGAAACCCUUCAAUUAGAAUUAGACCAAGCAAAAGAGCGCAUCGAGGAAUUAACAGUAGAUUUAGAACUCUUAAAGGCUGAGUUUGAGAAAGGAAAUGAAAGUGAAGAGGGAGGAGAUGGUGCCAAUUCUUUUAAAGUCAAGCAACUUGAACAACAAAAUUUACGCCUUAGAGAUACCCUUGUCAAAUUACGAGACUUAUCUGCCCAUGAAAAACACCAAACACAGAACUUACAAAGAGAUAUUGAAGAAAAGACCAAACAAUGUAAUGAUUUACAAAAGUCCAAUGAAAAGUUAACAGCUAGAGUUGAAGAACUUGUAUCUCAAGUUAAUGAUUUGCAUGAACAGGUGGAUGCAGCUUUAGGAGCAGAGGAAUUGGUUGAGCUUUUGGGCCAACAAAAAUUAAAUUUGGAAGAUAAAGUGGUAGAACUAGAGGAAGCAGUGACUGAUCUAGAAGCGAUACAAGAUAUUAAUGAUCAACUCCAAGAGGACAGUAGAGAGUUGGAAAUGCAAUUACGUGAAGAAUUGGAUAUGGCAAAUGCUAAUAUUAGAGAGUGUGUCAAAGAAAAAGAACGAGCAUUGGAAAGUUUAGCCGAUCGAAGUUUAGUUAUUGUAAAAUUUAGAGAUCUGGUUAAUGAACUACGAGAACAAAAUCAAGAUCUACAAACUCAGUUAAUGAGAGAAUCUGCAUCAAAAGAUGAAGUUCGGUCAUCAAUACCAGAAAUGCUUGACUUUAAGAAAAUGUUUGCUGAAACUAAAGCUCAUAGUCGAGCAAUUGAUUUGGAACUACGUAGAAUGGAAACUCAAGAAGCUCAGCAACAUAUACAGUAUUUAUUAGCAUAUAUGCCAGAUUCAUUCUUGUCUCUUGGAGGUGAUUAUGAUGCUAUACUAUCUCUCUUGUUAUUGCCACGCAUGAUUUGGAAGAGUGAAAUACUCAUGACACAUGUCCGUGAUAAAUAUCCUGAUGUUCAAGAAAUUACCAAAGAAACUCUUAUGAAAGAUCAUUCAGCAGAACAAUUUGCUACUCGUUCUCGUUUGUCAUUUUACUUAUACAGUUUGCAGACUGCAUUAAGACAAUUUGUUCAUGGAAUGAAUACAACAACACCAGAAACAUUAAUCAAAAUUGGUGAAUCAUACCCAGAUAUGACAAUUCAAGAAAAAGUAUUAAAUGGAUAUAUUGAAAUGUUGAAAAUUGAUCAGUUGGAUGAAAAUGUUAAUACUGAAAACUUGGAACGAUGUGUUGCUUACUUUAAACAUGUGUAUGCACCUCUUAUACAAGAUUUCAAUCCACAUUAUGAGCAUUUAUUAUUAGACAAUGUAUUGGUUUUGUCAGCAGCUUGUAAUACUAUUCAAACAGAUGCCAAUAUAAUAAAAUGUGUAAUCCAAUGUGAUAGUUCCUCUAAUGUUCUAAAAUUAUGUGAUGAUGUAUCAGUUGCUUGCGAAGUCAUAAGUCAACAUUUAAAACAAAUUAAAAAACGUGCAGAUGUCAACAGUAUUACAAAAGUAGAUUUGAGUUCUUGCAUACAGUAUGCAGAAAAAUUAAUAACUGUAUUGAGAGAGACUGCUAAAUGUGCCGUCAGUCAAAUCUCACUAGGUACAGAUGAUAAAAAAAUAAACAGUGACAGCAUUAUGCAAGUAAUGAAUAAUGCAGUUGAAAAAGUAUUUGAGAAAGAAGAUUCGAGCAAAGGAGUGACAAUAUGUUUGAAAAUGUGUAUUUCAACUCUUGCUGGAGAAAUUGCUAAUGCUGCUCAAGUUAUUCUAGAAGCUGACUUGACAUUACCAACUACUGAUAAAACUAAAAAUAUUCCACCUAUUACUGAACGGGCUAAACAAAUUAAAAGUGAACUAGAAGAAACUAAAGCUUUAAGAAAUACAAUUAAAUCUAAAGAAAAUGAUAUACUUGAAUUAAAAAUGGCUCUUCGGUCCAAACAAGAAGAAAUUGGUGAACUCAAUGUUAGAAAAGAAUUAGCCGAGAAAAAACUAUCUACAACGAUACACGAAUCAGAAAUGUCUAUCGAAAAACUACAGAGGAAAUUGGAUGAAACACAACAACAAUUAAAAAGAAAAUCAAAAGAAUAUGAAGAAACGAUGGAUCAUUUGCAAGCAGAUAUUGAUUCAUUGGAAACAGAAAAAGGAGAACUUAAAAAUAAACUUAAAAAUUUCUCAAAGAAAAUUCUUAUUGAGGGCAUAAACAAAUCUGCAUCAAUGACUGCUACUGGGAAUGAUAGUAAUAAACCAUACCAAGAAUCUCCAUUCUUACUUAAUGAAUUAAAGUUAACUAAAAUGGCAUUAAAACAUGAAAUAGAUCAAAGAGCCAAGCUUGAAAAUAAUUAUUGUGAACAAUUAUUUUCUCAAUUAAAACCAUUGCCUGUGCCUAGUGAACCGUCAGAUGAAGAAAAACAUAGAGUAGUUAAAUUAAAAAAAUUGGGCAAUGAAUUAUUAAACGAUUUCCAUAAAACAUUAACUAACAUAAAUGUUUUGGAUGUAACCAAACGUGUACCUGGAAGAAAACUUGCAUCUGAUGAGAAUAUAUCAGCUAAACAAGUUCUGGAUCAUAAUUUGAAAUGGAAACAAUUACAAAAAAGAUUGGAUGUUUUACAAGAUAACUAUAGCAAAGAGAUAAUUAAAAGACAAAAUUUUGGAUGUAUUGAAACAGAAAUGACCACUUUCCCAACUCCAGCUUUGAAAAAGGCAUUAGAGGAAGAAGAACCUGUAUUAGCUGCAGAGUUUGUAAUACCAAAACCUCCAAACUGGACUGGGCCAACAAAUAUAAAAGUUGAAAUGGACACUAAAGUCUUAGCUUCAUUACAAAAUAAAGUCACUAAUGCUGCUCAAAUAAAUCCACAUGUUCGUUACAAUUUUGCUUAUACAACUGAAGAACUACUUGGAACUAAUUAAAUAGCUGUAUUAGAAAUCAAGUUUGAGUAUAUUAUUUUUAUAUUAAAUAGAACAGAAUAUGAUAUUUAUAUUUUGUUUUAAUGUGAUACUUUACACUAACAACUUUCAUAUUUUGUAUCUUAUUUUAUAUUAUAAAUUAUUUAUUUGAUAACAUUAAUAUCAUAUUAAUAUUUGUAAACUAUACAUUUAAUUUUUAAGAAACUUAGUUUAAUUUCCAUACAUUUGUUAACUAAAAUAAAAAACCAUUUCAGUUGAUUCUGAUAACAGAUUUCUGUAAUAUUAAUGUGUUUAUCUAAUAAAGUAUCUCAUGAAUUUUUGUAUGCAGUUGUAAAAAUAUAAUAUUGGGCGUAUAAGAAAUA
This is a messenger RNA of Myzus persicae (green peach aphid), 4673 nucleotides long. RefSeq names its product dynactin subunit 1 (gene DCTN1-p150). Gene Ontology annotation, cellular component: kinetochore; microtubule associated complex; axon. The record is from RefSeq and is a predicted model, not a curated record. Bases 301 to 4314 code for a protein of 1337 amino acids. The transcript has 25 exons. Gene Ontology annotation, biological process: nuclear migration; establishment of mitotic spindle orientation. Lineage: Eukaryota; Metazoa; Arthropoda; Insecta; Hemiptera; Aphididae.